This is a messenger RNA of Rhea pennata, 7040 nucleotides long. RefSeq names its product CAP-Gly domain containing linker protein 2 (gene CLIP2). Gene Ontology annotation, molecular function: microtubule plus-end binding. The record is from RefSeq and is a predicted model, not a curated record. The coding region runs from base 189 to 3206 and encodes 1005 amino acids. Gene Ontology annotation, biological process: cytoplasmic microtubule organization. Lineage: Eukaryota; Metazoa; Chordata; Aves; Rheiformes; Rheidae. Gene Ontology annotation, cellular component: microtubule plus-end; nucleus; cell cortex. The transcript is spliced from 16 exons.
CCGGGCGCGGGGAGGGGCGCCGCCGCCGGCAGCCCGGGCGCUCCCGCUCCGCGGCCAGCGGCGGCCCGGGAGGGAGCAGGUCUGUGAUGAUGGAAGAAAGGCUCCAUCAUCAAGAAGCCUGAACUGUGAUACCAGGACAGCUUUUUGACACUGGCAGUUACUAGCCUGAGAUACAGGAGACAACAAACAUGCUGAAGCCAAGUGGACUUAAAAUCCCCGGCAGGGCAGGGAAGCACUCCAGCCCAGUGGGACGGGCGUCGGGGACAGCUGCAGCUACAGUCACCACUGGUUCAAAAGAAGGCUCACCUUUACACAAGCAGGGUACCACCUCCACCGCCAGCGCCGAGAAGUCGGGGUCAAAGGUUGCCGAGGUGGGCGAUGAUUUCCUGGGAGACUUUGUGGUGGGCGAACGUGUCUGGGUAAAUGGAGUGAAGCCAGGUGUGAUCCAGUAUCUUGGGGAGACGCAGUUUGCUCCAGGCCAGUGGGCAGGGGUCGUUCUGGAUGACCCGGUGGGUAAGAAUGACGGCUCCGUUGGUGGAGUACGUUACUUUGAAUGCCAGCCGCUGCAGGGGAUUUUUACGCGACCUUCCAAGCUGACACGGCAACCGGUGGCCGAGGGCUCGGGGAGCGACGCCCACUCCGUGGACUCCCUCACGGCUCAGAACUUGUCGCUGCACUCGGGGACGGCCACGCCACCUCUCUCCACUCGCGUCAUCCCCCUGCGAGAGAGCGUCUUGAACAGCGCCAUGAAGACCGGCAACGAGUCUGGAUCUAACCUAUCGGACAGUGGGUCUGUGAAAAAAGGGGAGAAGGACUUACGGCUUGGAGAUCGUGUACUGGUUGGUGGGACAAAGACAGGUGUCGUGCGCUACGUGGGAGAGACGGAUUUUGCCAAAGGAGAGUGGUGUGGUGUGGAACUGGACGAGCCCCUGGGGAAGAACGACGGGGCUGUUGCUGGUACAAGGUAUUUUCAGUGCCCCCCCAAGUUUGGCCUCUUUGCUCCCAUCCACAAGGUGAUCCGGAUUGGGUUCCCAUCAACCAGCCCUGCCAAGGCGAAGAAGAGCAAACGCAUGGCCAUGGGAGUGUCCGCCUUAACCCACAGCCCCAGCAGCUCCUCCAUUAGCUCCGUCAGCUCGGUGGCAUCGUCCGUUGGGGGCAGGCCUAGCCGCAGCGGGCUGCUGACAGAGACCUCUUCUCGUUAUGCCCGAAAAAUCUCCGGCACCACGGCUCUCCAGGAGGCACUGAAGGAGAAGCAGCAGCACAUCGAACAGCUGCUGGCAGAGCGUGACCUGGAGCGGGCUGAGGUUGCAAAAGCCACCAGCCACAUCUGUGAGGUGGAAAAAGAGAUUGCCAUCAUGAAGGCCCAACACGAGCAGUACGUCACAGAGGCAGAGGGAAACCUCCAGCGUGCACGUGCCCUGGUGGAUGGGAUGCAAAAGGAGAAAAUAGAGCUAUUGAACCAACUGGAAGAGGAGAAGAGGAAAGUGGAGGACCUGCAGUUCCGUGUCGAGGAAGAAUCCAUUACGAAGGGAGAUCUGGAGUUAACCACAGUAGCAGAGAAGUCUAGAAUCCUGCAGCUGGAGGAGGAACUGAGCCUCAGGCGCAGUGAGGUGGAUGAGCUCCGGCAGUGCCUGAGAAGCUCUCACCAAGCAGAGACCCCUGAGCAUAACCUUGGCUUGCAGUCAGAGGCCCUUCGUCUACGAGAUCAACUGCUGUCUGCCAACAAGGAGCAUCAGAAGGAGAGCAGCCAGCUGAAGGAGAAGUACGAGAAGACAUUGAAGAAAUACCAGCAGGAGAUGGAGAAGCUAAAAGCCACCAAUGAGAAAUAUUCACAGGAAAUAGUUGACCUCAAGCAUAAGGUUCAGCAGGCCACUAAUGAGAACAUGGGGCUCAUGGAUAACUGGAAGUCCAAGCUGGACACGCUAGCUUCUGACCACCAGAAGUCUUUGGAGGACCUCAAAGCCACAUUGAACACAGGACCUGACACCCAGCACAAAGAGAUUGUGGAACUAAAAGCAGUAGUGGAGAGUAUAAAGAUGGAGCACCAGCUUGAGAUGGAGAACCUGAAAGCGAAGCAUGACAUUGAGAUGGCCGUUCACGUAAAGGAGAAAGAGAGCCUGAAACUGAAGCUGCAGGAGGCUGUGGAUGAAUUGGAAAAAAGUAACAGCAACUGGAAAAUGCAACUGGAAACCAAAAGCAGUCAACACCUUCUGGAACUCCAGGAUGUGAAGGACAAGUGUCGAGAUGCUGAGCUGAGGAUGCAUGAACUGGAGAAACUUCAUAGUGAAUAUAAAGAUCAAACACAAGCAAUAGCUUUCUUGAAAGAGCAGAUUUCUUUGGCUGAGAAGAAAAUGUUGGACUAUGAAACACUACAGAAAACAGAAGCCCAGAGCAAACAGGAGAUCCACAGAUUACAGGAAAAAGUGCUUGUCUUAGAGAACAAACUACAGUCCAUGGAGGCCCUGCAUCCUUCUCAGCAUGCAAAUAUGAUUGAAACUAAUAAUAUUUCAGAAGAAAAGAUAAAGAUGAAGCAGAGUAUGGAAGAUCUUCAAGACAAGCUGAGUAAAAGAGACAAAGAAGUGUCGUCACUGGUCUCCCAGACUGAAGCUCUAAGGGCCCAAGUAAGUGCUUUGGAAAAUAAAUGCAAAAGUGCAGAGAAGAAGGCAGAUAUGGUGUUAAAGGAAAAGAAGAGGCUGGAGGGUGACCUGGAAGCCUUGACCAGGAAAACACACGAUGCCUCAGGGCAGCUGGUGCUGAUCAGCCAGGAGCUGCUCAAGAAGGAGAGGAGCCUGAAUGAGCUGAGAGCGUUGUUGCUGGAGGCAAACCGGCACUCUCCAGGGCCGGAGCGGGACCUGAGCCGGGAGGUGCACAAAGCUGAGUGGCGCAUGAAGGAGCAGAAGCUCAAAGAUGACAUCAAAGGGCUGCGGGAGAAACUGGUUGUGCUGGACAAGGAAAAAUCGGUAACGGAUCAGAGACGAUACUCCCUGAUCGACCCCUCGUCAGAGUCGGAAGUGAUCCGGCUGCAGCACCGGCUCGUCAGCACAGAGGAUGUCCUGCGCAACGCACUGGAGCAGGGCCAUCAGAUGGAGAAGCUCAUGGAGGCCAUGAGGCUUUCCUCGGAGAAAACACAGACUGUUGGAAAUUCCGGGUCUGCUAAUGGGAUUCACCAGCAGGAUAAAUCCCACAAGCAAGAGGAGAAGCUCUGAUAGAGAAGAGGUGAAGAGGAUCAUUUCACACCAGUAUCAGCUCCUGUGCGCAGUCAGGAAAAACGAUACCAUAUCUGGCUUUAGCACCUCCUAAAGACUAGACACAGUAUUUUCACUUUAAAGCAGGACAAUGUUUAUAAUGUACUAACUGAUGUAAUCAGGACAAUCCUGGAAUCCAGUUUUCCAAGACAGCCAUUGUUUUGGGAGGAGCAGAAAGAUCUCUCUGGGUUUGGUUUCUUACCUGUAUUGAUUUUGACUGUGGAAUUUGUAUUGCUUGAUCUGCCCUUUUCCCACCAGCUGACAUGGUCUGGAUGACAGCAGCUUUGUGUGGUGGCUGAAAUGUCAGUGAGUCCUAGUAACCCCACAGGAACGGCAAAGGGAUUUGCUUGUGGGGUUAAACUCCAAAGCAUGUGCCCAGGGGCUGCACGAUUUUCGCAAAGUCUGUCCCUCCCCUUCUACCCACCCCAGUGUCUUGAAGAACUGCAAGAGCAAGUGAAAUCUGCUGGCCUUGACUGUUCAUGGUGGUAUAUGUAGGCUAUGGAAGACAGGAUUGUGGGGAAAUGUUCUCCUCUGUGCCUGUGUAGAAGAUGUCUCAGUUCUAGAACCUGGAGGCUUCACUUAGUACUUGUAUAAUAGCAUGUUGUGGUAUCUAAUCUGAUUUCAAAGCGAUAUUUAUUUCAUUUAUCUCCCUCACUGCUGUUUGGGGAGGGAUCUGUGGUGGCUGUGAGAUCGGAGGGCAGGAGCACCUCACUCGGCUGUGGUUGGCCUUCCUGCCUGCAGAGAAGAUUGUGACUGCUGAGCAGAUCUGCUGGUGCCCUGGGCUGCGGCCAGGCUGCCCAGCCUGAUCUCCCUGUCUCGCGCUCGUAGUUAGGCUCUUUCCGAGUGUCAGGCUCAGCGCAGCCAGCUGGGCCCGGGCUCGGUGGCCUCAGAGCUCCCUGCUGCCCCGAGUCGGGGUAGGACGGAUGCCUCCUCCUGCCUGCUCGAUUUGACAGCUCGCCUGGGACUGCCUGGCCGUUCCCUGGAGCUGUCCUCGGCCGCUCGGUGUAACGCGCCUCCCCUGCUGUCGGGGGUGGAUGAGGCCAACGUGCAGCUGCACCGGCGCGUUCGUGCGCUGGUGGUUUGUCCCUGUGACUGGGGGACGCUGGAGGAAAGGGCCUUGCCUAGGACGGGAGCUCGCCAGCUGUAGCCAGCCAGGCACGGGAGGCUGUCGGUAUUUGUUGACUACAAAAAUCCUCUGUGCUUGACACAAAUACAGGCUUUUGGAGGAAAAGGAGCCCAAGGCUGGGGCCUGCGAGGCUCCAGGUCUAUGCAGAGCGGUGCAGGCCCAGGCAGGCACCGCGAUCUGCCCGGGGGACCUGUGGUGGGCGAGUGCGCGGUGCGGCGGGUGCUUUUUUUCUCGUGGCCGCUCGGUGGCUGCCAGCUGGCCUUGCAAAGGAAGCACAAGGCUUCUUCGGUCUUGCUUCUUUUUCUGAAGGCUUUACUCUUCCCUCCGUCUUUGCACCAUGAUUCCCCAGGGACGUUAGGAUGGAGUAAGGGGAGAAUAUACACUUAAAGGCAUGAGGCAGCAUCCCAUGCAAGAGUCCAGUUCACUGUUCAGUACCACAGGGCAGAGCAGUAGCGAAGUUUUACCAAGCUUCCCCUAGUGUCACUCUUCCAUCCUUCGGGAGCUGUUAGGGUGGGGCAUCUGUAAAAGAGGACAAGGUAGAAGAGGCUGCUCAGAGAGAUCCGAGCCAGACCGCAGGCGGAUGAGUAUCAGCCCGUCAGCUUCAUUGCUUCUUGCCCUGAUUAUUAUUAUUUUUAAUAAUGAAGCUGUAUUACUUUUUCUUACUGGAUUACUAGGAUUUUAAUUGAUUAGCAGCCAGAAACAAGCUUGGAAACCUUGUUUUUCAUGGCUUUAAUUCUGCUAUGAGGAGGAUGUUGCUGAAUCUUUCUGGACUGUGAUAAAAUAUUGGACCCUGCCCACUUGAUACAGGAUUGAUCCUCUAUCGUCCUCCCUCAAUUCAAAGAGACGACGAGAGAGGGAGGGAGGUGACUUGAGAGCAUAAAGCAGGUCAAGAAACAUAGCUUAAGUCUGGCUCGUUGCAGGGAAAAGGGAGUAGGGAAGCUAAUUGGCUGGAGAUAAUUCAGAUGGGACCCCAUCCUGUCUUGUGGAAGUGUUUAAUCAGCUCUUACUAAUCACCAGGAAGACUGACACCAAUCACUGGCUAGUGCAAGGACUUUCAAGAGAUCAUAGGAGAGGACUCCAAAAGUCUUUUGGUGAGUGAGGGAGGGAGCCGAAUACGCUUGGGAAAACCUGGGAAGCAGCAUUCAUUGCCACAGCUGGAACCACGAGCAUCUCAGCUGGGAGCUGCUGUUCUGAAGCAGCUGGAGACGAUGUUCCCCUAAGUGCUGCUGUUGGCCUGAAUGGUCCCGGAGAUCAGUGCUCCACUGGCUUGAGUGGCCCCAGAGUCGGGAUAAGGCUUCUUGCAGUGCUACCUGCCUCCAGUUCCAGGGUUUCCGCAGGGUUUUUCUGUAAGCGUAGGGUUCCCGGGGUACCUGCUCCUCUGCAGGGCUGCCAGGGCCCGUCCUAGGUUGCGAGAGACCAAACAAGGGAGAAAUCUGGAAAGGGACAAGGAGAUUCCCCAGCCCUGCUAUUUAUUUGUAAGUUUAAUUGCUAUUUUUGCCUAUAUAUGGUGAUGUAUAAAGUACUUCACAGUAUUUGAUCUAACUGGCUUCAUUCUUUGGGGGAGUUUUUUUUUUUUUUUCCUUUUUUUUCCCCCAAGGGCAUUAAACACUGAUGCACCCGUCUCUUGUCAGCCAGGGACUGGUUCCUGCGUGCCUUUACUCCCCCUUCAGCUUCGGUCUUGCUCUUGUCCAGCUCUCCCGGGAGCCGCGCCGGGGCCCUCGCCACCGUGCCGUGCUGUGCCGCGCCGCGCCAGCUUUGCACCUCGAGCCGAGUCCAGAGCACGGCGCGGGGCUGGGGCGCGAUCGGGGCAGGGCACUGCGCGGGGUUUGCGCCGGGCCGCCCGCCCGGUUGGACGCCGCAGCCCGCCCUCCCCGCUCCUCGGGAGGGGAGGCGCUGGCACAGCGGCGCUGGACUUGCUCUUACGUGCUUUACGUCGAUGGCUGGUGACGGUUUUCUGCUGAAGGCUGAGAAUAAAGUCCCCGUGCUGGGUAACAAACCUUCCUGCUCCGUUUUAGUGAUUUAUUCUCUUAACCCUCUUGGCUAAAGGGGAGGGCAAAAAAAAAUAGUCAGCUUUAUCCCCCCUGGAGCAAGGGGCCGGACCGCGCUCAUUGAGCCACGGGCGCUAAGUUGCUAGCGAAGGCUUUGCAGCCACCACCUACCCGCGGCCGCCACCGCUUCCUCUGGCUUUCAGCAGAGAUGCAUGAGGGUUUCAUUAAAACAAAACGAUGCAAAUGACACUGCAGAAGUCUUAAAGAUUCCCGUGCUCCGUCGUUCGGCAGCUUUAGCAGUUCAACACUAUCUUGUAGGGAAUUAUUAAUACACUAAGAUCCUAUAGGCCUCAUGUAAGCUACCAGAAUAAAGAUGAUACUAGAUGUAUAAAUGGAUGAUAACCUUUUACCCGUACCGUAUGUAUUACAAUUUUGUAGCUUAGUCAUUUUUUGGCUAUCAGAUUUUGUUAGUAUGAUAAAAGAAAAAAAACAAAAAAAUGGUUUGACUGCUAAUGUCUGUUUUGUUACUUGAUUCACUUUAUUUCUUCCUGUGUACAAAAGCUGUACAAACCUCACUGUGUGUAACUCCUGCAGCUCUGUAACGAUGUACCUGCCCCGGCCCCCUGUCCUGGCUUGCUGGUGUGGUGAGCUCGUAACCCGACAAUAAACUCUGUGGCUGAA